This is a messenger RNA of Falco peregrinus (peregrine falcon), 8646 nucleotides long. RefSeq names its product trinucleotide repeat containing adaptor 6C (gene TNRC6C). Gene Ontology annotation, biological process: positive regulation of nuclear-transcribed mRNA poly(A) tail shortening; miRNA-mediated post-transcriptional gene silencing. NCBI's taxonomy places the organism in Eukaryota, Metazoa, Chordata, Aves, Falconiformes, Falconidae. Gene Ontology annotation, molecular function: RNA binding; protein binding. Gene Ontology annotation, cellular component: P-body; nucleoplasm. The record is from RefSeq and is a predicted model, not a curated record.
UGAUCAGAUAAGCCCUUACCAGAAAACAGCCUUUGAAGGAGUCAAGAACAGGGAGAAAGAACAAGAAACACAAGAAGAGGAACAUUUGAUGGAAGAAAAGAAAAAGAAAAAGCAGGAAGAAAAGAAAAAGAAGGAAGGUGCUCAGAAAAAGGCUGCUGAACAAAAAACCAAAGUGCCAGAACCUAUUAAGACCAGUUUAAGCCAGCCCCAACCUGCCGGUACCGGUACCAGUACUUCCACCAGCACUAUUACCAACAGCAGCAAUGGCAAGCGUGCGUCUGCUAAUGGGCAGCAGCCAGCUGCUUCCCGUUACCUGCCUCGAGAGGUGCCUCCACGCUUCCGCCAGCAAGAACAGAAGCAGCUCCUAAAGCGGGGUCAGCCACUGCCUACUGGGACCCUGAGCGGCACCAGCCCAGCGCAGGGUACUGGACAAGCAGGGGCGAGUCCUCCUCCACAGCAAGGAGCAGGUGGACAGCAUCAUCCCAGUAAGACCCAAACAGAUCUCAGCCACAGUGGAUUGGGAGACCAUUAUGAGAAUUCCCACUGGGGACAGCAGCCCGCUUUCCGGAGUGAAGGCAACUGCAGCUGGGAUAAAGUGAUAAUAGACAGGACUGACAAGGAAGCGUGGCCUUCCAUUACCGGAGCUGAGACUGAGUCUGCCUCAGAAUGUACUACAGACACUGACUCUGCCUCCAACUGUGGCUCAGAGAACAGUAGCAUGGCUACAGGGAGUGCCCAAGGCAACUUCACUGGACAUACAAAGAAAACUAAUGGCAAUAAUGGCGCCAACGGAGCACUCGUCCAAAGCACUUCUAACCAGAGUGCCCUUGGAGCUGGCGGAGCAAACGGUAACGGCAACUCGGCCAGGGUGUGGGGUGUGGCGGCGGGCUCCAGCUCUGGCCUAGCUCACUGCUCUGCCAGUGGUGGGGAUGGAAAGAUGGACAACAUGAUGGGAGAUGGUAGAAGUCAGAACUGCUGGGGUGCUUCCAACUCGAAUGCUGGCAUUAAUCUUAACCUUAACCCUAAUGCCAAUCCAGCUGCCUGGCCUGUACUUGGACAUGAAGGAACUGUGGGAGCAGGCAACCCUUCCAGUAUUUGCAGUCCAGUCAGUGCCAUAGGUCAGAACAUGGGCAACCAGAAUGGGAACCCAACAGGCACCUUAGGUGCUUGGGGAAACUUGCUGCCGCAAGAGAGCACAGAACCACAAACGUCCACUUCUCAGAAUGUGUCUUUCAGCGUACAACCUCAGAACCUUAACACUGAUGGACCAAAUAACACUAACCCCAUGAACUCUUCACCAAACCCUAUCAAUGCAAUGCAGACAAAUGGACUGCCAAACUGGGGGAUGGCUGUUGGUAUGGGGGCCAUCAUCCCGCCCCACCUGCAAGGCCUUCCUGGUGCUAACGGAACAUCAGUUUCUCAAGUCAGCGGGGGCAGUGGUGAAGGAAUGGGCAGUUCAGUGUGGGGGAUGUCCCCAGGUAAUCCUGCCACAGGAAACAGCAAUUCUGGGUUCAGUCAGGGGAAUGGAGACACUGUGAACUCAGCAUUAAGUGCUAAACAAAAUGGAUCCAGCAGUGCUGUGCAAAAGGAAGGAAACGGAGGAAGCGCGUGGGAUUCGGGGCCUCCGUCUGGUCCUGGGGUACUGGCGUGGGGCAGGGGCGGUGGCAACAGCGGUGUCGGUAGUAUGCAUUCUGGAGCUUGGGGCCACCCCAACCGUAACACCAGUAACGGUGUGAACGGGGAAUGGGGUAAGCCCCCAAACCAGCAUUCCAAUAGUGACAUCAAUGGGAAAGGAUCAACAGGGUGGGAGAGUUCUAGCGUUACCAGUCCAAAUCCUGCCAUGCAGCAGGGCAACGAACAAAUAAACUCUUGGGCCAAAGCUGCAGCAUCUGGCACCACGGCUAGCGAAGGAAGUAACGACAGCGGUGGGAGUCAAAAUGAAGGCAGUACUGGGAGGGAGGGGGCUGGAGAGGGCAGGAGGAGAGACAAAGUGAUGAUAGACCAAGGGCAAGUUCAGUUGCCAAGAAAUGACCUUGACCCCAGGGUCCUGUCCAAUACGGGGUGGGGACAGACUCCUGUAAAGCAAAACACUGCCUGGGAAUUUGAAGAGUCCCCAAGGUCUGAACGAAAGAAUGACAAUGGAACAGAGGCCUGGGGCUGUGCAGCUACUCAAUCUUCAAACUCAGGGGGGAAGAACGAUGGGUCCAUCAUGAACAGUACAAAUACCUCUUCAGUAUCUGGGUGGGUCAACUCUCCACCGGCAGCUGUUCCAACAAAUACAGGUUGGGGAGACAGUAACAACAAAGCACCAAAUGGCCCAGGGGGAUGGGGAGAGUCAGCAAGCUCUACUACUGUUAAUAAUGCUGCUGCUGCCAAAAGCGGCCACGCUUGGAGUGGGACCGCAAAUCAGGAGGACAAAUCACCUACCUGGGGUGAACCUCAGAAACCCAAAUCUCAAAACUGGGGAGAUGGACAGAAAUCAAAUCCAAGCUGGACUUCAGGAGGUGGAGAUUGGACAGAUUCAUCAUCUGUUCCUGGACACUUGGGUGAUGGGAAGAAGAAUGGAUCUGGAUGGGAUUCUGACAAUAGAUCGGGGACUGGUUGGAAUGAUUCCACAAGGUCUGGGACCAGUGGGUGGGGAAAUGGCACAAACAGCAAGGCUAAUACAGGUACAAGUUGGGGGGAAUCUUUAAAGCCAGGCCCCCAACAAAAUUGGGCUAAUAAACCCCAGGACAACAAUGUGAGUAACUGGGGAGGAGCUGCUUCUGUAAAACAGACGGGGUCAGGGUGGGUUGGUGGGCCAGUGCCAGCCAAACAAAAAGAGAACUGUGAGGCAACUGGCUGGGAAGAGCCAUCUCCACCGUCCAUUCGCCGCAAGAUGGAAAUCGAUGAUGGUACCUCAGCUUGGGGCGACCCAAAUUACAACAACAACAAGACUGUAAACAUGUGGGAUAGAAAUAAUCCUAUCAUUCAGAGCAGUACCACAACCAACACCACCACCACUAGCACCAUUAUCAACACAAAUAUGGUUGAACCUCAGCCAUCGCACCAGUCAAGUGCCCAGCCGAACCGGUCCCCGCUGCUUGGUCCAGCAGGCUGGGGAGAAAUGCCUACUGUCCACACAAAGAAUGAAGCUUCUUGGGGAGAGCCGUCAUCCCCUUCUGCUGCAGUUGAUAAUGGCACUUCAGCAUGGGGGAAACCCCCCAGCAGUGGUACAGGGUGGGGAGAUAAUCCUGCCGAGUCUGCAGGGACAUAUGGAAGAACAAAUGCUCCAGCUGCUGCCCCAGCACUGUGCAAACCAGCUUCAAAAUCUAUGCAAGAAGGCUGGGGCGGUGGUGGGGAUGAAGUGAAUCUCAGUACUAGUCAGUGGGAAGAUGAAGAAGGAGAUAUGUGGAAUAAUACUGCUUCACAAGAGAGCAGCUCCUCCUGUAAUUCCUGGGGGAACGCCCCGAAGAAAGGACUUCAAAAGGGCAUGAAGACAUCUAGCAAGCAAGAUGAGGCCUGGAUCAUGAACCGUCUGAUAAAACAGCUCACAGACAUGGGCUUCCCUAGAGAGCCAGCGGAAGAGGCCUUGAAGAGCAACAAUAUGAAUCUCGAUCAGGCCAUGAGUGCUCUGCUGGAAAAGAAGGUGGAAAUGGACAAGCGUGGAAUGGGAGUGACCGACUAUAAUGGAAUGGUCACCAAACCCCUUGGCUGCCGCCCACCACCGAUCUCCAAAGAGUCUUCCAUGGACCGCCCCACCUUCCUUGACAAGGAUGGCGGCCUAGUGGAAGAGCCCACUACUUCACCAUUUUUGCCUUCACCAAGCCUGAAGCUCCCCCUUUCAAACAGUGCACUCCCUAAUCAGACCCUGGGCGGGAUUGCCUCAGGGCUGGGCAUGCAAAACUUGAAUUCUUCUAGACAGAUACCGAGUGGCAAUCUGGGUAUGUUUGGCAAUAGCGGAGCAGCACAAGCCAGGACCAUGCAACAGCCGCAGCAACCGCCAGUGCAACCUCUUAAUUCAUCCCAGCCUAGUCUUCGUGCUCAAGUGCCUCAGUUUCUAUCCCCUCAGGUUCAAGCACAGCUUUUGCAGUUUGCAGCAAAAAACAUUGGUCUCAGCCCUGCACAGUUAACCUCGCCAAUUAAUAAUCCUCAGCAUAUGACGAUGUUGAACCAGCUCUAUCAGCUGCAGCUGGCGUACCAACGUUUACAAAUCCAGCAGCAGAUGUUACAGGCUCAGCGUAAUGUUUCCGGACCCAUGAGACAACAGGAGCAGCAAGUUGCACGUACAAUCAAUAACAUGCAGCAGCAGAUCCAGCAGCACCAGCGCCAGCUGGCACAGGCCCUGCUUAUGAAGCAGCAGCCGCCCCCUCCACAUCUAUCUUUGCACCCCUCUGCAGGCAAAUCAGCCAUGGAUAGCUUUUCACCCCAUCCCCAGGCUCCCGGCCUACCUGACCUGCAGACCAAAGAGCAACAGUCUUCACCGAACACCUUUGCUCCUUACCCUCUUGCUGGACUGAACUCGAACAUGAAUGUAAAUAACAUGGACAUUACUGGUGGUUUGUCAGUGAAGGACACUUCUCAGUCCCAGUCUCGCCUUCCUCAGUGGACACACCCCAACUCAAUGGAUAAUCUGUCCAGUGCUGCUUCUUCGCUUGACCAGAACUCCAGCAAGCACGGUGCUAUACCUGGAGGUUUAAGUAUUGGUCCUCCGGGAAAGUCCUCCAUUGAUGACUCUUAUGGCCGGUAUGAUCUGAUUCAAAACAGUGAAUCGCCCGCCAGUCCACCUGUAGCUGUUCCUCACAGCUGGUCACGUGCCAAAACCGAUAGUGAUAAAAUUUCCAAUGGCUCCAGCAUAAACUGGCCACCAGAAUUUCAUCCAGGAGUGCCAUGGAAAGGACUGCAGAAUAUUGAUCCUGAAAAUGACCCCGAUGUUACUCCUGGAAGUGUUCCAACUGGGCCUACCAUAAACACCACGAUACAGGAUGUUAAUCGCUAUCUUCUCAAGAGUGGAGGGUCAUCCCCAACAUCAUCUCAGAAUGCCACGCUGCCUUCAUCGAGUGCCUGGCCGCUUAGUGCCUCCGGCUACAGUAGCUCUUUCAGCAGCAUUGCAUCUGCACCUAGCAUUGCAGGUAAAUUGUCAGACAUCAAGUCUACGUGGUCCUCUGGCCCAAUCUCUCACACACAAGCCUCUCUAUCCCAUGAACUAUGGAAGGUACCCAGAAACACUACUGCUCCUACGAGACCACCUCCAGGCUUAACAAACACCAAGCCAUCAUCGACGUGGGGUGCCAGUCCCCUGGGUUGGACCAGCUCUUACUCCUCUGGUUCUGCAUGGAGUACGGACAGCUCAGGGAGAACAAGCAGCUGGCUGGUUCUUCGCAACCUCACGCCCCAGAUUGAUGGCUCCACACUGCGGACACUGUGUUUGCAACAUGGCCCUCUAAUAACAUUCCACUUGAACCUGACGCAAGGGAAUGCUGUGGUCCGAUACAGCUCCAAGGAGGAAGCAGCCAAGGCGCAAAAGUCUCUGCAUAUGUGUGUCCUGGGAAACACUACCAUCCUGGCCGAGUUUGCUGGUGAAGAAGAAGUCAACCGCUUCCUAGCCCAAGGCCAGCCGCUGCCGCCCACCUCCAGCUGGCAGUCCAACACUGGAAGCAACCAGACCCGCCUGGGCUCCUCCAGCAGCUCCCACGGCUUGGUGCGCAGCGACGCCGGCCACUGGAACACCCCCUGCCUGGGGGGCAAGGGGAGCAGCGACCUGCUGUGGGGGGGGGUGCCUCAGUACUCCAGCAGCCUUUGGGGACCCCCGAGCACCGACGACGGCAGAGUUAUCGGAAGCCCGACACCUUUGAAUACUCUUCUUCCGGGUGAUCUUCUCAGUGGGGAGUCCAUCUAGGAAACAAGAGAAACAAAAUGGAAAUAACAAUCAUCAGCACUAAAGGAAAAAUAAAAAAUUGUAACCCUUUCCAGUCCCGGGCUUGAUGAAGAAUCCAGCUUUAACAGAUCAGACUGGCAGCCCUUUUUAGUACCUCUGUCCAAUAUCGAAUAUGAAACUGCAGAAGCCCUUGUGAACUGUUCCUGAAACAGUAUGGGCUUCUUUUGGUCAGUGUCACAUGCUAAUGACAGGUUUUUAUUUUUUUCGUGGCUUUUUGUUUUAUGUUGUCUUUUUAUGUUUGUAUGGUGAUUUUCAAAACAAAGUAUAAAAGCUGCUUAGAAUAGGUCUAUCAUGAAGGGCACUUUUCAGAAUUUGGGCUGGAAAGGGUUAUUUUAUCAACCUGGGGGGGGGGGGGGGGGGGGGGCGCGGGGAGGAGGGGAAUGAAAGCCUAUUUAAAAUGAGCCUGUGACUAUUAUGCACAUUACCAGAGGCGGACCCACUAAUCAGAAAGGGUGAAGUGUGAUAUUUACCAUUGGUACAGAAAAGUAAUGAAUCUGAAUGGUAACUAUUGACUGUACAGGUUGGGGGGGGUGGGGGGGAGGGCAGGGUUGGGGUGUCUCUGUGUCCACUACUCCCAUGGAUCUGCCUAUGCACAUUACCCUUGUUUCAUUACUUUUUCAUGUCAUUUUUUAAAUCCCAAAAAUAUAAAAAGUAAAAAAACAAACAAAAAAAACCACAAACAAAAAAAAAAACCUACAAAAAAAAAAAAAACCACACAAAAAAAACCCCAACAAACAAACAGAAAAACAUAUCAACAUGCAAAUACUUGAAUCCAGCAGGCCAAUAACAAAAUGUGAACACUUUCUAAGUCUAAUUAUUACACUUCCAGGUCAGCAUCAGUACACAAAAAACAGGCUCUAAGAAUUUUUUUUAGUGUUCAGACUAUACGUUUUCGUUGGAACAGAUGUAUGUAUGUGAGUGUGCUUGUGUGUAUGCGCGCGCAUGUAUGUGUGUGCCCAUGUGUGGUUUAACUAUAAAAGUGUGAAUUUUUUCCUUUUAUUCAGUAUAUGCUUUUUAUUUGCUCAUUGGUCAAAUGUUUAAUUGUUAUUAGCUUCUAACUUUGCACUGAGUGUCCGCAGCCCUUCUUGUAGCUAAUCCUAUAAUGUUAGAAAAAAAAAAAAAAAAAAAAGAAAAAAGAAAAAAAAAAAAGAACUGAUAGAAGGGGCCGGCGACAAUUCACGUGUAAAUGUUUACUCAAGGACUCUUAUCGCAUUUUAAAAAUUACAGUGUGUAUCUCUGGAGAAUAAUAUGUAUAUCUACCUUUAGCGGCUUUUUAUUGUGGACUAAUGCAAGAAAAUUAUUACCGGAGUAUUGCACCAUUUUUCCAUUCGGAAUAUAAAGUUUAAAAAAAAAAAUACUCUCGUUGAACUGUGGCCAUAGAUAAUUGUAAAGAGUUGAUAGUUCCCUUGCAAGCAGGAACAGAAACAAGCACUUGGACAUAGGUUUUGACUGCUUUUGGAGGAGCCAGGAGUUUUGGCUCCCACCUGUUUACAGACCUUUUUUUCUCCUUCAAACUUUAAAAUAAAAAAGGAAUUAAAAAAAAAAAAAAAAAAGAAAAAAAAAAACUUCCAUCGUAAAGAAAACUAUUUUCAGAAUGAAGAUAUGCUACUUCAGAGCUCUGGGAUUGAACAGUGUUGUUGUAUUCUUUUCUUUGGCCAUUGCUGUGUACUAUUUUUGUUGUUGUUUUCCUCCUCUUCGUCAAAGUGGCGAAAACUUUGUGAUCACUAUCUUGCACAUGGUGGAAGAUGUCUCAGGAAAGCCGGGUUUCCCGAGGAGCAACUCCACACCAUUUCAUGUAUUUUUAAAACCCAACUCCUAGCACUGAAGAUAUUAUUAAAAAACAAAUAAAAUUAAAAAAAAGACAGUAAGAAAGAAGAAAAUACCUAAUCUAAUGUGUAGCAGUUACAUAUUUACCAAAUAAUGGACUCAAAAGAAAUAGAUGUUUGAAGAGUGCUUUAUAUAUUAAAAAAUCGCUUUAUGUUUAAAAAAAGAUCAAUGUUUUUGUUUUGAAAGGAAGAAAGACAAUGGAAUAACAUACACUUCAAGUAUGUUUUAAAAAUUAUAUGAACAUUGUGCUCCCUGCCUGCUUGGAUCAGGAAACUUGUGCAUUACAUUAUUUUUUUUUUUUUUUUUGGAAGAUUAGCUUUUUAAUGGUUUUAUCAGAUUUAAAGGGUCCUGCAAGAUUGCAAAUUAACAAAAGCUGGUUUUAUAGAGGAUCAUGAACUAUGCACAAACUGGGUUCAAGACUUGUUUUUUUUUUCUCAAGUUUUAGUAGUGUAUUUAGCUGAAUAACCUUUCCUCAGAGUAAUUGCAUCUCAUUGCCAUUACACGCCUCCUACAUAUAUAUUUUAUAUAUAUAUACACACACACUUAUAUAAAAUAUGUAUGUGUGUAUGUGCGUGUUUACAUAUGAUGUUCCAUGCUGAAGUUUAGCAUUGAGUUGUAGAAAAACUCCUGAUAUUUUAAAAUUGGGAAUGAAAAAUUCUGUUUAAGGGUUGGGGGGUGGGGUUUUGUUUUGGGGCUUUUCUUUUUUUUUUUUUUUGCCUUUCCUUUUGGAUUAAAGAUGUCUGUAACUCUGAGAUUAAAAAAAACCAACAAUUGUGGCUUUUAAUGUUUAUUCUCCUCAUAGAAUGUGAUUGUUAAAGAACAUGCACCGAAAGUUGCUUUCAAGAGUACGAAGAUUCUUUGAAACUUAAUAAAUUGCAGUUUUUUCUUGGCUGUUGAAAUAA